Molecule: messenger RNA, 669 nt
Organism: Anoplopoma fimbria (sablefish)
Lineage: Eukaryota; Metazoa; Chordata; Actinopteri; Perciformes; Anoplopomatidae
Product: putative claudin-24
Exons: 1
Coding region: 1-669 (222 amino acids)
Biological process (GO): cell adhesion; bicellular tight junction assembly
Cellular component (GO): bicellular tight junction; plasma membrane
Molecular function (GO): structural molecule activity
Source: RefSeq, a predicted model, not a curated record
AUGGACCCAAGCAUUCCGGCUCUGGAGCUGUCGGGGGUCUUGAUCUGUGGGGGGGCCUGGCUCUGCUCGCUGGCCACCACCCUGAUGUCCACCUGGCUGACCCUCUCCACCGACCUGCUGCCCACGGAGAGCUACGAGCUGGGCCUGUGGGAGUCCUGCGUGGUGCAAGACCACGGGGCUCUGGAGUGCCGGCCCUACGACAGCCUGCUGGGUCUGCCGCCGGACAUCAAGCUGGCCCGGAUCCUCAUGUGCGUGACGCUGGCGGCCGGGCUGCUGGGCCUCCUGCUGGCCAUCCCCGGCAUGCACCUGGUCAACAGCUGCUACGACCCCCUGGAGGACCACCGGCGCAAGAGGGCGUUGAAGAUGGCGGCGGCGGUGCUGUGCCUGGUGUCGGGGGUCCUGGGGCUCAUCCCGGUCUCGUACAUCGCCCACCUCACGGUAUUACGGUUCUUUGACGAGUCCCUGCCGGAGGUGGUGCCGCGCUGGGAGUUCGGGGACGCUCUGUUCUGCGGCUGGACGGCGGGAGUUCUUCACCUGGUGGCGGGAACGCUGCUGCUGACUUCCUGUUUGUUUCUGCAGAUGGAAAACUGCAACGCACCUGCACCCAUCCCUGUGGUGAGGGUGAUGCCGGGACAGCCCCCCAUCAGGACCAGGUCUGAGUACGUCUAA